AUGCCAACAAUUGGUACAUUUCAUGGUCAACAAUAUGUUCCAACUCCAAUACACCUUCAAGGUGUUCGUGACGGUUUAUUUACAGAUGGAAAAAGUGACAUUUUUUCAAAGAGAGCAAUAUCACCUAUAAUAACAACAUCCUCAUCAAUUCGUACGGAACAGAGAUCCCUAAUACCAACAACAAAGAUACAAUCAAAUCUACAGACAGCAUCUGGAAAGGCAGUAUGGUCAACAAAACAGAAAAUCAUUGUUGGCGUUGUCAUAGCUGCUAUUGCAAUUGCUAUUAUUAUUACAGUCAUUGUUUUGAGUGUUCUACUAUCACGAAAAUCAGAUGCGACGACAACAACAGCUACUACUACACAAACAACAGCUGUUACUAUUGCAUAUUGGUCUUUUGAUUCUAUAACAACAGAUUUCUACAAUGUUUAUAAUGGAGUAUUGAUGAAUAGUGCACCAUUUUUUUCUAAUACAACUACUCAACCAUAUGUUGGUAUUGGUGGAGGUCUGAGUUUAACAGCAUCAUCAAGUCAAUAUUUUUCUGUUUCAAGUCCAUUUCUUGAUCUCACUUAUAAAAGUUUUACAAUUGAAACUUGGAUUUAUCCAUCAAUUAGUAGUACUGCAGAUUAUGGUAUAUUCGGUCAAUGUCAAUGUUCAUCAUGUCCUAAUCAAUGUUUAUAUUUUAUUAUUCGAUCAUAUCGUUUAUAUGUUAGUUUUAUGAAUAAUGAUUUAAGUGGUAGUACAAUAUUGACAAGUAAUACUUGGUAUCAUAUUGCUUUUGUUUAUAAUUAUAAUACACGACAACAAAUCUUAUAUAUUAAUGGAUAUCAAGAUGCUAUUAAAUCUAAUUCAAAUUCAUAUCAAGGAACUAAUGGAUCAAUUUUGAUUGGUGCAGCUCUAGUUUAUUUAACAACAAGUUAUUAUAGUGGUCUUAUUGAUAAUGUCAAAAUAACAACAAGAGCAAAGUCUGCAACAGAAAUAUUGAAUGUUGCAUCUUUAACAGCUUAUUUUUCAUUUGAUCAAUUGAACCCUACUGAUGAUAGUGGUCCAUUAGAAUUGAAUGGAAUAGCAACUAAUAUAGCACUUGUCGAUGGACGUGUUAAUGAAGCAAUGCGUUUUUCUGGUUCAUCAUCUUAUUUUUAUGCAUAUGGUUUUUUUCAAAUUGGACAAAGUGUUAUUUCAAGCAAACCAUUUUCAGUUUCUUUAUGGAUUAAUCCAUCAUCUACUGCUAGUUGUACUCUAGUUCAAACCAUUGGUGUCCUAAAUAGUUCUCCAUGCCAUAACUUACUUGGUUUCUAUUCAGCUGUUGGUUCAACAAUGCAAAUUCUCGUACAAGGAUAUGGUUGGCCAUUAAUCUAUGGUCCUUUUGUUACAGUGAACACAUGGACACACAUUUCAGUGACAUACAGUCAAAUAAAUGGACUUCGAUUAUAUGUGAAUGGAGUGUAUUAUGGUAGUUCUGGUAGCUUCACAUUUUCGGCUAGUGGCCGUAUAAUGUAUUUAGCAUUAGGAUAUAUGUCAUCUUGUGGAUCAAAUAUUAUUAAUGCUGGUUAUCAAAGUUUAGUCGAUGAAGUAUAUGUGCAUAGUCGUGAAAUAUCUCAAAGUGAAGUUAGUGCUCUAGCAAAUCCAUAA
Rotaria sp. Silwood2 is the source of this 1629-nucleotide messenger RNA. The record is from the annotation of a GenBank genome assembly. Lineage: Eukaryota; Metazoa; Rotifera; Eurotatoria; Philodinida; Philodinidae.